Messenger RNA from Nerophis lumbriciformis (worm pipefish), 1458 nucleotides. The record is from RefSeq and is a predicted model, not a curated record. NCBI's taxonomy places the organism in Eukaryota, Metazoa, Chordata, Actinopteri, Syngnathiformes, Syngnathidae.
AUGGGGGACGGCAUCAUGGCGGCGUACGGACAGACGCAGUACAGCCCCACCCUCCAAGCUGCCGGACCCUACGCAACUUACACGCAUCACGCGCAAGGCUACGCUGUGCCGUCUUACAACAUUAAAACAGAGGAAGGUUUGAGUCACUCGCCGGGCCAAACGGGACUUUUGGGUUACUCCAACUUCGGCAGCGCCCCUGCUGGUCAGAGCCUUUAUGGCUACUCGCACACACACGGCGCGGGCAUCUCCUCGGGAAUUUUCCAAGGGGGCCACGCCAUCUCUACGUCCACGCCGUUCAACCCUACGCAACAAGAUUUUUCCUCAUAUUCCAGCUAUAGUCAAACUCAGUACUCACCGUAUUACAACUCACAUCACUACAACAGCCCGUACCUGAGCGGCAGCAACAUAAGCCCCGCCUCCAUCGGCACCCCGUUAGCCUAUCAGCACCCGGAGCACCCUGUCAUGUUACCCAAUCACAGCCCGGAGUCUCACACAGGGGAGUACCACCAACCUCCUAGCCCACCCACACCAAGUAAAGAUGAGUGUGAGAGGGGCACCGUGUCCAUGCGGAGGGGAUCCGACGGAAAGUUGAGGGGCAGGAAAAAAGUCACUGACCCGGUGCCACCUUUGGAUGCCGACAUUGAGCGGGUGUUUAUCUGGGACUUGGACGAAACCAUCAUCAUUUUCCACUCGCUCCUUACGGGGACCUUCUCCUCAAGAUUUGGCAAGGAUUCGUCCAAAGCGGUGUCUCUGGGUUUGUGGAUGGAGGAGAUGAUCUUCAAUUUGGCCGACUCGCGGCUAUUCUUCAACGAUCUGGAGGAAUGUGACCAAGUUCAUAUCGACGACGUGGCUUCGGACGACAAUGGUCAAGACUUAAGCACGUACAAUUUUGCCAGCGACGGCUUCCAGAGCCCGGCGGGGACCGGUUCCCUCUGCUUGGGCUCGGGGGUCCACGGAGGGGUGGACUGGAUGAGGAAGCUGGCCUUCCGCUACCGCCGGGUCAAGGAGAUUUACAACACCUACAAGAAUAAUGUUGGAGGUUUGCUGGGCAGCCCCAAGCGGGAAGAGUGGCUCCAGCUGCGGCGAGAGAUGGAGGUUCUCACCGACUUGUGGCUCACGCAGGCCCUCAAAGCGCUGGCGCUCAUCAGCUCCAGGCCCAACUGCGUGAACGUUUUGGUAACCACAACCCAGCUGGUCCCGGCGCUCUCCAAAGUUCUUCUGUACGGUCUGGGCGCCGCCUUCCCCAUCGAGAACAUCUACAGUGCCACCAAAAUCGGCAAGGAGAGUUGCUUCGAGCGAAUCUCGCAGCGCUUUGGCAGGAGGGCCGUCUACGUGGUGGUCGGCGACGGAACCGAAGAGGAAACAGUCGCCAAAAAGAAGAACAUGCCAUUCUGGAGGGUGUCAUGUCGAGCCGACCUGGAGGCGCUUAGCCAUGCGCUGGAGCUGGACUACCUGUAG